Chelonus insularis is the source of this 2058-nucleotide messenger RNA. RefSeq lists its product as uncharacterized. The transcript has 2 exons. Lineage: Eukaryota; Metazoa; Arthropoda; Insecta; Hymenoptera; Braconidae. Bases 211 to 1215 code for a protein of 334 amino acids. The record is from RefSeq and is a predicted model, not a curated record.
CGUACGUCAACACAGUAGUAUACUCAAAAACUUUGUAGCAUAAAAAAAGUAUUUACCAGUGUUAAAAGUUUACAUUCUAUAAGUUUUGUGAUAAAUUUUUGUAAUUGUUUGUAAAAAAAAAAAAAAAUGAACCCGGGGAAAUGAUAUCGAAGAUUCCUGUUUGAAGAUGCUCCUAUUCCAAAAAGAACACGUGUUCGUCGUGAACAGGUUAUGUCCACACAACUUCAAGUAAACAACAUACAAGAUAAUGUAGAAGAUAAUAUCAUUACAGAAGUAGAAAUGAGUGAGUCUAUCAGAAAUUGUGAAGAAAAGGUAACUCAAGAUCAAUCCAAUGUAGGCGUUAAUCACACAAACAGUUUUCGAGUGCUCAAUAAUGAAGACCAUACUAUCAAUGGAAUUCGUACAAAUGACGUAAAUAAUUUGCUUAACACAUCGACUGAGAGUAAUAAUGAUGAUCAAAUACUGUAUGAAGGAGCACAAAUUACUCGAGCUGAAAGUGAAGCUCUUAUAAUGGCAUUCGUUUUGAAUCAGUCAACAUCUGAAAAAGGCUUAGAACUUCUUCUAAAACUAAUUAACUGUCAUAUGCCAAAUCCAGUAUAUACAUCUGCUAAAAAUUUUACCAACAAAUUUCCAGUGCACUCUUCGAAACAAAAUUUUUUUUGUAUGGAAUGUGAAGCAGGCUUGACUUUUAAUGAUCACUCUGAAAUCAUUUGUAUGUGUGGAACGCGUAAUGUUAAAAAACAAUUAAUUGAUAAAACUAAAUACUUUCUUACUCUGCCAAUUGAGGAGAAAUUAAUAGAUUUAUUGAACAAUGAGGAACUACGUAAACAAUUGAAUAUAUCAAAAAAUAAUUCGAGUGAUGUAACAACUGGUCGAAUGUAUCGAAAUCUACAGGAACGUAACAUUAUUGGAAAGAACGAUAUUACUUUUCAGUUAAAUACAGAUGGAGUCAGUGUUUUUAAGUCAACAAAUGCUUCAAUGUGGCCAAUUUUCUUAUCUAUAAACGAAUUACCAUUGUCAACUCGACGAGAUAAUACUAUAUUAGCUGGAUUGUAUAUUGGAAAUAGUUCACCUAGAAUGGAUACAUUUCUCACCCCAGUAAUAGAAGAGUUAACAAAAUUACAUCAACUUGGAAUUACAAUAAAAUUAAGAAAUGACACCACUUUAAAUAUUAAAGUACAUACAAUUAUUUCUCCUGUAGACUCCGUUGCCUGAUGUAAAAUGACAUAUUCCAAACAGUUCAAUGGACGAUAUGGUUGCCUUUGAUGUUUCAAUGAAGGAAUGCAAAUUUUUAAAGGAAAAGGACAUUGUCGCAUAUAUAUGCCCUAUGUUGGACAACUAAGAACAGCCAAUGAAUUAAUGGAAGAUGGAGCAGCAGCUAUAAUCGGAAGGAAAGAAAAUGUUAGAGGAAUCAAAGGUCUUUCACCACUACUUAAAUUACCGGUAUUUAAUAUAGUACGGUCUUUCACACCCGAAUAUAUGCAUGGGACUUAAUUAGGAGUCACAUGCAUGUUUUUCGAUUUAUUUUUUGACUCCAAAUAUUCUCAAAAACCUUGGUCAUUACAUGGAUCAUUACAAGAAAUAUCCAUGAAUGUAAAAAAUAUAAAACCUACAUCUGAAAUCACUAGACUUCCUGCUCCUAUAGAAAAACGUGGCUUAAAUAAAGCUUCAGAUUGGAGAAGUUUAUUAUUAUAUUAUUCUUUGGUUAUUUUUCGAGGAGUUUUGAAAAGACCAUACUAUGACCACUGGUUUUUACUAGUCUAUAGUUUCAGAAUGUUGCUAAAGGAUAAAAUUUCCUCUACGGAUAUAGAUAAAGCAGAAAGAUGUCUUCAAAAGUUUGUUUCUACUACUGGACUUCUUUAUGGUGUAGAACACUUAUCAUUCAAUUUACACAUAUUAUUACAUGUAUCAGAUUGUGUACGUGAUUGGGGCGGCCUUUGGGCCACAUCGACAUUUUCUUUUGAACAUUGCAAUGGAAUAUUAACUAGAUCUUUUAACGGUACACGUUCAGUGAUUCCACAAAUAUGUGCUUCUUAUGAACGCACUGGCGUUUUAAAU